Messenger RNA from Corythoichthys intestinalis (scribbled pipefish), 3750 nucleotides. Its product is annotated as solute carrier family 2, facilitated glucose transporter member 11-like. The record is from RefSeq and is a predicted model, not a curated record. The coding region runs from base 128 to 1711 and encodes 527 amino acids. Gene Ontology annotation, cellular component: plasma membrane. Lineage: Eukaryota; Metazoa; Chordata; Actinopteri; Syngnathiformes; Syngnathidae. The transcript has a single exon. Gene Ontology annotation, biological process: monosaccharide transmembrane transport. Gene Ontology annotation, molecular function: hexose transmembrane transporter activity.
UUGCUAUUAACCUCAGCAUAUUUUUACCAGAAGGUUAAAGCUAACAUUUCAUCUGUCGUUUUUGACACGAAGGGUUGUGGCAAGGUUACGAGGAAGAAGGCGUUUUGCUAUUCUUUUAGGGACUAACAUGUCUCAUUUGAAGCCGGCAGGAAAUCCGCAACGAGAAUCAGCUGGCAAUCCACCAAGUUCCAAAACACUUGCUCUGACUGUGUGCGCUGCUGCCAUUGGAGGGACCUUCCAAUAUGGAUACAAUAUUUCAAUCAUUAAUUCUCCUACCAGCUACAUUCAGACGUUUAUCAAUAAUACCUACGCAGGACGCUGGGGCAUAGGUUUGGAAACUACCCACGUGACUCUGUUUUGGACCCUCAUUGUCUCAGCUUUCCCCCUUGGAGGUCUACUCGGUGCUCUACUAGCUGGACCAAUGGCAGUACGAUUUGGAAGAAAGAAUUCUCUGCUUGUCAACAACUCAUUUUUGUUCACAGCUGCAAUUUUAGUUCUGUUGUGCAGGACCGCGGCGUCAUUUGAGAUGAUAAUCAUUGCUCGGUUCCUAGUGGGCAUCAAUUCAGGGGUCAGUAUGAAUGUCCAACCAAUGUAUUUUGGGGAAAGCGCCCCCAAACACCUCAGAGGCGCGGUGGCUUUCUCCUCAGCUGUUUUCACAGCAUUUGGCAUUUUCUCAGGUCAAGUUGUAGGAUUGACCGUAGUGUUGGGAACAGAAGCUCUCUGGCCAUAUUUACUAGCCAGCAAUGUGCUUCCAGGCUUGAUCCAGUUGCUUACAUUACCCUGGUUCCCUGAAAGCCCCAGAUAUCUUCUCAUUGACAAGGGAGAUAGGGAAGCAUGUGUCCGAGCACUUGAAAGACUCCGUGGUGGUGUGGCUCCAGCUCUGGAAAUUCAGGAAAUACUUGAAGAACAGCAGAAAUACUCAGAUCUUGGAUCUUCUCCUUCCGCAAAGACACCAUGGUCACUUUUUAAGGAUCCUGAUUUACGAUCCCAGCUUCGAACGGUCAUGUGGGCAAGCAGUGCCAUGAUGCUUUGUGGUAAUGACUCAAUCUACUUCUACGCAUCCUACAUAUUUCUUCAGGCCGGCAUCCCUUCAGCUAAAAUCCAAUACGCCACCAUUGGGACAGGGGCAUCUGAACUGACUGCUUCAAUUCUAAGCAACAUCUUGAUUGAACGAGUGGGCCGAAAGUGUCUUCUUGUCGGGGGCUACACUCUUAUGUCUUGCUGGACGGUAGUCUUCACAGUAGCCCUCACAUUGCAACAACAGGGAGUAGAGGGUAUGUCAUACCUCAGCAUGGUAUGCGUGUUGACUUACAUCCUUAGUUUCGGUUUGGGCCCUGCAGGCGUGACAGGAAUCCUGCCCGCUGAGAUCUUUGAUCAGACAGCACGUCCGGCUGCAUACAUGAUCGCCGGAUCGCUAAUGUGGUUUAGUCUCUUCCUGGUAGGAAUGUUGUUUCCCUUCAUUGUCAGCAGUCUGGGGAGCUUCUGUUUCCUGCCGUUUUUUGCCGUGUGUUUGCUGUCAGCUGUGUUUUUGGGGCUCACGUUCCCAGAAACGAAAGGCAGAAGCCUGCCCGAGAUCACUGCAGCGUUUGAUGAAAAGAACAGAGGGAAGAUGCGAGCUAAGCGGGUGAAUGAGCUUGUGGAAGAUCGCAAUGAGAUGGAGGAAAUUACUGACUUUACUUCCUUACAUGAAGGUCUGGAGAACCAAGACUGAACUCAGGAACUGAUGCAGCUUAAACCAAAAUACCUGUUCUGGUCUAUUUUAAAAGUCUUUAUUGAAGUGCUAGCUACAUCUCAACCAAAACGAUCUGAUGUCUGUGUUUUGUGACCUACAUACAAGAAGGUGAAGAUUUAUAUGUCUUUAUUAGGCCUGCACGAUAUUUGAAAAAAGUAUCAUUGCGAUUUCAGGGGGGGGAAGGGGGAGGCGAUAUUAAAUUGCGAUAUUAAAAUUAGAAGAAUUUUCACCGGAUAACUUAAAUAGCUGUAUUUGAGAUAGGCCUGAACGAAAUCAGAAAAAAUUAACAUUGCGAUUAGGGCUGCAACUAUCAAAUAUUUUAGUAAUCGAGUGUUCUGCUAAAAAUUCCAUCGAUUAAUCGGAUAAAACAUUUUUUUUUAGGUAAAGAGCAAUUAUAAAUAUACAUGAGAAAAAAAGAAUUUUUACCUAAUAUUGAAUCCUUUUUUAGACAAUCAAUGUCCUAAUUUUAGAUGUACAUUGUGGAAAACAGCCAUCAAUUGCAUCUCUGCUGUGACUAUAAAACAAAACAACAAAGUCACCGCUUUUACUCCAAAAACGUAAAAAAAGAAAAAUCUAACCUAAAAAUGUCAUUACGCUUCAUUACACAAAUCACUUAAAAGUUAGAUGUUUUUCCUACAUGUUUCAAUUUCCAUUUGCGUCAAGCUAAUUUCAAGUUGUAGUUAAGUUUUAAGUAUUGGCAUCCCUGCAAUUCUGUCAGAUAAUGCUCAAUUUCUCCCAGAAAAUGAGUGCAAUUUCAAAUGCUUUGGUAGUAAUAUCUUCAUUUAUUUUGCUUGCUAUGAAAAAACACAAAAGAGAAUGGUAAAAAAAAAUAAAUCAUAAUGAUUUUACACUCCAACAACUCCUUAAAUGGGCCCGACAACAGUAUUGGCACCCUUUAAAAAAUCAUGUGAUGCUUCUCUAAUUUGUGAAAUUACCAGCACCUGUUAAUUACCUGUGUCACAGAACAGGUGGUGGUAAUACCUAAAUCACAUGUGCAGCCAGUUAAAAUGGAUUAAAGUUCACUCAACCUCUGUCAUGUGUCCAGACCUGAAUCCCAUAGAACACCUGUGGAGAGAUCUGAAAAUGGCAGUUUUGAGAAGGCACCCUUCAAAUCUCAGAGACCUGGAGCAGUUGGCUGAAGAAGACUGGUCUAAAAUUCCAGCAGAGCAUUGCAAGAAACUCAUUAAUGGAUACCGGAAGUGGUUGUUCGCAGUUAUUUUGUUUAAAGGUUGUGCUACCAAGUAUUAGGCUGAGGGUGCCAAUGCUUUUGUCAGGCCCAUUUUUGGAGUUCUGUGUAAAAUGAUAAUGAUUUAAUUUUUUUUUCAUUCUUUUUUGUGUUUUUUCAUCACAAGCAAAAUAAAUGAAGAUAUUACUACCAAAGCAUUUGAAAAUGCAAUCAUUUUCUGGGAGAAAUUAAGCAUUAUCUGACAGAAUUGAAGGGGGGACCAAUACUUUUGUCCAGCUAUGUAGUCUAAACUGUAAGUCCUGAUAAGAUUUUGAGUUUUUGCAGUGUUCAGAAUACUGUAUAUGUAUGAUACCUGCUGUAUUGGAGAACAUUCGGCAGCUAAUUGGUGUUUUAUCCAUCAAUGACUACUGAGCUAAAAUUGACAGCUUUGUUUUUAUUUCACACCCUCAUCACUCUACAGCGCUGGGUUUUUUACAGAUUAAAUAAAACCUGUAUGAAAGACGCGUUAGCCAUGCAUCGACAGUAAUCAUAAUUAAUAAAAACCUAACCCUCCGCAGGCGCGAUCGUCCGGUAACGUGAUCGCAUCGGGAACUUUAUGUAUUGCCGUUUAAUCCAAGUUUGCUGUAUAUAAUAGGGAUCCAGCAUCUGCACACUUGCUGCUUUUAUGAAGUAAAACAAAGUUAACAUGUAAAAAAAAAAAAAAAAAAAAAAAGUCCUGCGAUGUGACUAUUGCACAUGUUCAAAUGAUAUAUUGUUUAGGCCUAGUCUUUAUUUAUUUACAGUGCUGGCCAAAAGUAUCGGCACCCCUACAAUUCUGUCAGAAAAUGCUCAA